GGACGGUACCGUUACCGAGAGCGCGAGGAAGGAGAGGGAGGCUCCGCGAGCCGUCGUCGUUCGUCGUCUGUGUGUAGCUACCGUGUUUCUUUUUUGCCGAUAUUACAUCAUAUAUAUAUAUAUAUAUAUAUUCAGUCCUGACUUGGCUUCCACAGAGGAUACUCUCAUGAGCCGUUUAAUUCCCAUCGAUAUUUGGUAUUUAUUUUUUACCUGCAAGUUUUUUAGGCGACGGAAUCGUGGCUAGCGUCUGAUGUUCGUACGAUUUGCAAAAAACGACAGUCCGUCGGACGUUUGUAAACAAUAGUGUGUGAACGUUUACGUCUAACACAGCUUUUCUUUUGCGUGUGCGCUUUAUUGAAUUUGUUGUCAGUCGUUGUAAUCGAGCAAUACAUUUACGCGAAGCACAACUGUAUGUCUUGUUCUCUAAUUACAUUUUUUUUUUUAAUUUUAAAACGCUCGACUGUUAUUUAAUCACACGAAUAUAUAUAUAAAAGCAAUCGUGCAAGGUAAAUCUCGCACACAAGCGACGCACGCAAUAUUAAUCGUACAAGAGCAAUUUCACGCGCACGGAGGCAGCUGGCGGUUGAAGUUUAAUACGAAGCUGUGUGUAGUGAACGCCUAACGCGAGCAAUUAAAAGAGCAUAUUUAUUUACCUGUCGUCUUACUAGUACGCACACGUACACACGCACACACACGUUGGCUGUAUCAAGCAUCCCUCAAGGACCAUCUCCACAGACCGUUCCCAAAAGAGCCUGCACGACGCAGUGGAAGAAUGGCCCUCUCGGUUAUUCUGUCGCUUCUCCUCGGGUCUUUUUCCCUCGCCGUGGCCUCACGUAAUACGACCGCAGGUUGUGCUAUCAUUCGCCCACCAAGAGAUGGAGGAAUCAGAUACAGGGGUCUGACACAGGAACAGAUCCGCAGUGUUCAGGUGCUGCCGGUGGAUUAUGAAAUCGAGUAUAUCUGCAGAGGGAACAGAGUGAUCGUGGGACCAAAGGUCAGGAAGUGUCUCCCUGACGGCACAUGGACUGACCUGAACCAGCGCAGCAAAUGCUUGCUGCCGUGUGCGCGGGUGUGGACGUCUUUGGAGAACGGCCGCGUGACAGUUCACCCUCCAGGCCCAGCGGUGGAGGGCACAAUACUGCACUACAGCUGUCUGGAGGGUUUCAUCCUGGUGGGCAGAAACAGCACUCAUUGCACUAAGCUGGGCAAGUGGGACUCACCCAAACCUGUCUGCCACUUUGACAGACAUUAUACAGGCAAGAAGAAGCUGUACAUCGGAGCCCUGUUCCCGAUGAGUGGCGGAUGGCCGGGUGGCCAGGCUUGUCUCCCUGCUGCCCAAAUGGCCCUGGAUCUGGUGAACAAGAGAACGGAUAUUCUUCCGGAUUAUGAGCUUGAAUUAAUCUACUAUGACAGUAUGUGUGAUCCUGGUGAGGCCACGAAGCUGCUGUAUGACCUGCUGUACACGGAGCCCAUAAAGAUCGUCCUGAUGCCAGGCUGCAGCUCUGUGUCCACACUGGUGGCCGAAGCCGCGCGCAUGUGGAACCUCAUAGUGUUGUCCUACGGAUCCAGUUCACCAGCACUCUCCAACCGUCAGCGUUUCCCCACCUUCUUCCGCACGCAUCCCUCAGCCACAUUGCACAACCCCACCCGCGUGCAGCUCUUCCAGAAGUGGAAGUGGACCAAAAUUGCCACCAUCCAGCAGACCACUGAAGUCUUCACCUCUAUGUCUCCAUGCUCUUUACUUUCCCUCCCUCUAUUUCUCUGUUCUCCUUUAAUCUCGUUCUCUCUCUCUCUCUCUUUCUCUCAGACUCUGGAUGAUCUAGAGCAGAGGGUGAAGGAGGCAGGCAUUGAGAUCAGCGUGAGGCAAAGUUUCCUCACGGACCCUGCUGUGGCCGUCAAGAACCUCAAGCGCCGAUGGGAACGGAAAUUUCUGCAGCGGCAAGAUGCUCGCAUCAUUGUGGGCCUGUUUUAUGAAACGGAAGCCAGGAAAGUGUUUUGUGAGGUCUAUAAGGAGAAGCUGUAUGGGAAAAAGUAUGUGUGGUUUCUGAUUGGCUGGUAUGCUGACAACUGGUUCAAGAUCAAAGAUCCAUCCAUCAACUGCACUGUGGAGCAGAUGACAGAAGCUGUGGAGGGUCAUGUGACUACUGAGAUUGUCAUGCUCAAUCCGGAGACGGUGCGAGGGGCCUCUAACCUGACCUCGCAGGAGUUCCUAGCACAGCUGAUGUCCAAACUGGGUGGGAAGAAUCCAGAGGAAACUGGAGGGUUUCAGGAAGCUCCUCUGGCGUAUGAUGCCAUUUGGGCUCUGGCUCUGGCUCUCAAUAAGACAGUGGGGCCUUUGAAGGCAAAAGGACGGAGAUUGGAAGAUUUUAAUUACAAUAACAAGGACAUUACUGCAGAGAUCUACCGAGCCCUCAACACCAGCUCAUUUGAGGGGGUUUCGGGUCAUGUGGUGUUUGACGCCCAGGGUUCCAGAAUGGCAUGGACCCUCAUCGAACAGCUGCAAGGAGGAAGCUACAAGAAGAUUGGAUACUACGAUAUGACCAAAGGCAAUCUCUCUUGGUAUGGGAAUGACAGGUGGAUAGGCUCUGGUCCACCUGCUGACCAAACUGUGGUGAUUCAGAAGUUCAGAUAUCUGUCACAAAAACUUUUCGUUUCGGUGUCUGUUUUUGCUGGCUUGGGCAUUUUAAUGGGCAUCAUUUGCCUCACCUUUAACAUCUACAACAGCAACGUCAGGUACAUUCAAAACUCCCAGCCGUACCUGAAUAACAUGACGGCAGUGGGCUGUAUGAUGGCUCUGGCUGCUGUUUUUCCUCUGGGAAUUGACGGACUGCAUGUACGCAACUCUCAGUUUCCCGUGGUCUGUCAGUUCCGUUUGUGGCUGCUUGGACUUGGCUUCAGUUUGGCUUAUGGAAGUAUGUUCACGAAGAUCUGGUGGGUUCACACAGUGUUCACAAAGAAGGAUGAGAAGAAAGACAAGAGAAAGCAGCACCUGGAGCCCUGGAAGCUCUAUGCCACUGUGGGAGUCCUGCUGGUUAUCGACAUCCUGUCCCUUAUGAUUUGGCAGAUCGUGGAUCCCCUGCAUAUCACAGUGGAGAAGUUCACUAAAGAAGCACCUAAAGGGGACGUGGAUCAGCUGAUCGAGCCUCUGCUGCAGCACUGCAGUUCAGAGAAGAUGAACACAUGGCUUGGUGUCGUUUAUGGCUAUAAGGGUUUACUGCUGCUUCUGGGUAUUUUUCUGGCUUAUGAAACCAAAUCUGUGUCCACUGAAAAAAUAAACGAUCAUCGAGCUGUUGGGAUGGCCAUCUACAACGUCUCUGUGUUGUGUAUGAUAACGGCUCCCGUCACCAUGAUUCUGUCGUCUAAGCAGGACGCCUCGUUCGCCUUCGCCUCGCUGGCCAUCAUCUUCUCCGUCUACAUCACUCUGGUUGUCCUCUUCGUCCCUAAGAUGCGGAGGCUUAUCACUCGUGGUGAGUGGCAGUCGGACCAGCAGGAGACCAUGAAGACCGGCUCAUCCACGAACAACAAUGAUGAAGAGAAAUCCCGCCAGCUGGAGAGAGAGAACAAAGAGCUGCAGAAGAUCAUCCAGGAGAAAGAGGAACGUGUAUCAGAGCUGAGAAACCAGCUGUCAGAGCGACAGGCCCUGCGCUCCAGGAAACGACCCACCUCCUCCAAUCAGAACCACAGCUCUCCAUCUCUCCCCACUCCUCAGAACGAUCCCAAAUCUCUCCUCCCACCACCAGGAUACCCCCUCCCUGCCUCCGACAACCACUCCCUCCCUCCCACCUUCUCCAACUCCUCCACCCUCUACCAGCCCGACGGCAAAAUCAACCGCAACAACUGCCACGCUGGCCGACUGCAGCUCCUCUACAAGUGAGCCUGGAGGAACUGGGAUGAAAUGCAAGCGGGGACACGGUGAACUGAAAGAGGGGAGAAAAACAAGCUACCUUGAUUCGCGGCCCACAAUUUUCCCCAUCUCCGCCCAGCAGACGGCCUUGUUUGUUUCUUUUGUUUCCGACACUUGCUGUGAUUCAUGGGAGGUUAUAAACAGGAGGCUUGAGAAUCUGGUUUAGAUUGCAUCAUUUGAUGUGUCACCAUAUUUGAAAACCACACAUGCAAAUGAGUAACCCUCAGCUGAUUUUGACUCGGAAAAUUGUGGACGAAUGAUGACAUGCUAAAAACGUCCAUACAAAAACAUCAUUCCCAUUAUUCCCUUAAAAUACUAAUAAUACCACAAUUUUUUGAUAAGCUUUGCUUUUUUUGUUCAUAUUUUCUACAGCUCCUACAGUUCAAUCAGGUUGUCUGAAUACAAGCCAUGACACACCAAGCUGACCAUCGGCCAACGUCAGGCCAUCGUAGAGCAUCAGUCAGACUAGUUUUUGUGGUGUGUUCAGCACCGUUUGCACUAGUCAGACCCAACUAGUGGCUUUUUGGCCUAUUGAGCAUGUUGGAUCGACAUCCGUUGAGAGAGAACUCUGAUUGGCUGUUUGGUUUAACAAACAAGUGCAUGAGAAUAAAAGCAAAAGUCAUGAAUACAAGUACAGAAGGCUGUUCUAAUUUUUUGUCAUCUGACCUGAACAUUCAAUAAGCAAAUACUGUCCAAUUUUUCAUCUGCAAUUUAAAGAAAAAAAACAUUAUUCAUAUUUAAAAUGGCUUUGUUUAUGGAUCGUAUACAUACAGUCUUAGUUCUGGUUUCCUUUUCUGAAUGACAAAUACAGGCUAUUGAUACAUGCAGUUAUUUUCUCUCAUGUAGGCACAGAAUGUACCUGCUAGUUGGCUUUUGGCUGUAGCCAUCGCAGCAUGUUCAAGCGCAACUUUUAGGCCAGACGUAAACACGAGGCAACAACAGUCAGCUUUCGUUGCUGCUAGUUUGGUUUGGUGUGUCAAGGCCUUAAAGGGAUAGUUCACCCAAAAAUGAAAAUUCAUUAAUUUAUGUCAUUAAUUACUCACCUUUAUGUCAUUCAAAACCUGUAAGACCUUCGUUGUGACAUGGACUAUUUCAAUAAUGUUUUUCAUUCAAUUUGAACUCUGAAUCUGCAUUAGAGAGACUGACUGAUUCACGUUUUGAAUUACAUUUUGAUUAUCAUGACAUUGAAUUGCAAUAUAUGUAUUGCGAUAUGUAUCGUAUAGCGAAGAUGUUGCCGUUUUCAUUAGUCUGACAAGUGCUUAAUGCAAUCGCGAGUCAGUGUGGUAAUGACAUGGAAGAUUUUUUACAUUUACAUUUAUUCAUUUGGCAGACACUUUUAGCCAGUGCAUUUUACAGUACGUCUAAAGUUUACAUUUUAUCAGUAUGUGUUCCCUGGGAGUCGGACCCUUAAUCUUAGUGUUGCUGGCAUCAUACUUGAACUGCGUUUGACUUCUGACAUACUUCAUAUCCUGUUGUUAAUCUACCAAUUUUCCAAUUUCAACAUGACCUCAUAAACAAUUUCGUUUUAUUAGCCCAUUACCUCAUUUUGAACUCACUUUUUAGGGAUUCCUAUCUUGCAUCACAGACAUGAUACCUCAAAUCGUGUAGUUUGUUGAAGAGAGGUGUGCUAUUGCUUUUCUAAGUGAUCAAACUAAUGAUUUUCACCAGGCAAGUGUAAAGAGCCAAUAAAUCUACACUAAAGGAAGGACAUUUUUGUAAGAAACCCACCAGAAUACCUUAGCAACUUCAUAGCAACAUCCUGCCAAUUUAAUGUGAUUUUUACAUGGACAAAAAUCUCUCAUAAUUUCUUUAUCAAAAAUAGUCUAGCUUCGCAAUAACCUGCAAUGAUGUAAUGAAAUGAUGUUGGUUUGCUUAUAGCCAGCUUUUCUCCCAGAGCAUGCUGGGAUAAUAUAUUAACAGUCACAAGCUGUUGAAGGUGUUUGAAGUCUUUGUACAGAGGAGACGUAAUUUCAUCACAGAUUUGGUGGUUUUGUUUUUAUUAGAUCCCCCUUGUCGCUGAAAGCUGCAGAUUGAAUCUCCCAGUAUUGUAAUGCAGUUUGCUUUUAAAUGGCACCUGCCAUAUUGAAAGCGUCACAGGAUGCUGCUACUUUGCAAUGCAGAUAACAUUAAAAGUGCAUUGUGCAACCAUCUUUGUUUGUUUGGUACACAGCAAUGAAAAAGAUUUUUGAAAAGAGGAAUUAGUUCAUUAGUUGAGCGUGCAAUACGGUACUUUACUUGGACACGCACAUUCACACUCUCAUCAGCUGCUUUGUGUCACUCAAACCACGUUACGUUCCUGAUUUAAUCAAAAACUGAAACCCUACUGUACAGUACAGUACAUGAUUUCUGAACACAGUAUAGAGGAACUGUAAUUCUUGGUCACCUCAUCAUGAAUAAAACGCCAGUUUCUGCAGCGCCUCCUAAAUGACAGUCUUCAAUGGCAGCUUUCCUCCACAGCUGUGCGUCUGUUUGACCCUCGUAAACUCUUGCUUUAUCUCGGUGUGUGCGGCUUGGAUUCAUCAGCAGGCCUGUACAGCAAAGUUUCUUCGGUUUCAGCUGGACUAUAAAUGGUUCGUCUCGUCAGCCUCAUUUCAUUCUUUGCGGCGGCAAAAACUCUCUCAUUUGGAGGGACAGGAUGUACAGAAAAAAAAAAUCCCUGCAGGGACUAUGAGAGUCAUUUGUCUAUUCAUAAGUGCUUGUGACAAUAGCACAUUGCUCAGUAUUUUUGAGAACUGUUAAUGCCUCAUAAUAUUUGGAAUGUUGCUGCUGGUUUUGUCAAACAUAUAUAGGCUGUGUUUGGAAUAGCAUGCUAGCAUACUACCCUUAGUGUAGUAUAUAGUAUGUAUAGUGGGUACAUUAUAUGGCUGGGUACCAUAUCCCACAAUUAAAUCUCUCAAACUGCAAUAGAGUGAAACAUUCAGGUUCACAAAGUAAAAAUCCUGUUCAUUUUCUUAAUGGGGAAAUUCGGUUUUUAAUAGUAACUAAACCUUUAAAGACAACUACUCUGAGUUACGAGGUUGAUAAUCUUUUGUUGAAGCCAUCAGCCCAUAUUUCAACACAUUUUUCAAAUAAUCAUGCUUAAAGGUGGAAUUCCUUGAGGAAAAACCACAUUACCCAUGAUUCUGCAGAGAAUCUCCACCAAUCAGAGAACUGCAACAAGUAAAUUUCGCCACAAGAUCUCAUGAAGCACUGCAAAUGAUUUAGAGUCAGUUUCCCUGCACUCUUAAACUACUUAAAUGUUUGUAUGCAUAAUAUGCACAUUUUGCAAUAAAAGUAAAAUAUAUUGUUUCUAUAUCAAUAGUCUAUAUUUCUUCUUCUUUUUUAAAUGUGUUUGUCAUUUGCAAUGCUUCAUGGGAUUGUAGUUUUUUCCCCUUCUUGUACCUUUGUCUUUUUGUCCAAUUUUCAAAUACUUUUUUUGCUUCAAACCAAAAAUUGUUCAUGGCUUAUAACGGAAGAUUUUUUUAAUCACUAUGGUAACAAUUAUUUGGAGAAAUACUCCCAGAACCAAUAAAGUUGUCAGUCACAAUAUUAAAUAUUAUAUAUUAAGCACCCAAAAGUUAUAUUAAAAUGCAUAUCAACCAUAUUUAUUUAUCAAAUAAUAACUGGACACAGUUUAAAGUUUGAAAUGUUUAGUGUAGCGUAAUGCAUACAGUUUGAGAUACUAUUUGUUAAUAAGAAUACAGUAUAUAUACUGGCAGUAUAGUACUAUACUAUGCUACAGUAAACUAGUACUCCAUUCCGAACACAGAUGGAGAUUGAACUGCAUCAUGAUGUCAUGUAUUUGGUGUGUCAUAAGCACUUGUGAUUGGCUAAAUGCUGCUCUGGUGAUUUACACAAAGCCGAUACAAGAUGACUUUCCAGGAAUCCUGGGGAGGAUGUCGUGAACAUAAGUACAAACCCCACCAUGGUGUUUAUUAUCGGCCUACUGUAAUAUUUUAUUCAUCAUUUCUCGUCAAAUGGUGGUUCAAUAAUAAUCAUGAUAGUGAUGUUCAUGCAGACAAUGAUAUGCACAAAUGUUAAUUGUGUAAAUGCUAAAUGUACAUGAUAAAUGUAUUCUCUUGCACAAAGUAUGAAGUAUAUAAAGUCAAAGGUAUCCGUAUGUGGUAUUGAAAAUAUAUUUGUAUUUGUACUAUGAUAGAUUCUGUACAACGCUAUUGGACUGGUGUCUAUGGUGAAAUAAAUGUAGUUUUUGCUACAUUUUUUAAAACUC
Molecule: messenger RNA, 8114 nt
Organism: Onychostoma macrolepis
Lineage: Eukaryota; Metazoa; Chordata; Actinopteri; Cypriniformes; Cyprinidae
Gene: gabbr1b
Product: gamma-aminobutyric acid (GABA) B receptor, 1b
Exons: 25
Coding region: 773-3874 (1033 amino acids)
Biological process (GO): gamma-aminobutyric acid signaling pathway; G protein-coupled receptor signaling pathway
Cellular component (GO): G protein-coupled receptor heterodimeric complex; membrane
Molecular function (GO): G protein-coupled GABA receptor activity
Source: RefSeq, a predicted model, not a curated record